AUGCGAUGGGUUCGAAUUGCGCGCGCUGGCCGCCCCCGCCCGGCAAAGGGAUCGAUCAGGCGCAUCUCACUCCUCGCGGAGCACAGGCCACCGAUCGCGGCAGUCCGCGCGAAGCUAGCGGGCGUGAUCGACUACCUCAGAGACGAGAGGAAUUGCGUCGACUUCGACGCGAUCAAGAGCGCGCUCGUCCUGUGCAGCGAUUGCAAAUCCCUGCCCGAUGGCCGCUUCGUGCACUCCCGGAUCGUGGCGCUCAAGCUCGAGGGCGAGCGCAGCCUCUCCUCCUUCCUCAUCUUCAUGUACGCCAAGUGUGGCGAUCCCGACGCGGCGCUGGCCGUCUUCGCCAAGAUCAAGGAGCUCAACCAGGCCUGCUGGAAUGGGCUUCUCACGGCUUUCAUCCUCAAUGGCCGAUCCAAGCAGGCGAUCCAUCUCUUCCGCGUGAUGCAGCUCGAGGGAACCGCGCCCAAUCGAUCCACCUUCGUCACGACCUUCAAUGCGUGCACUCGAAUCGGCUCCAUCGCCACUGCCAAGGGCAUCUACGCCACGAUCGCCCACCUCGCAGCGGUGUGUAGCGCCGAUCUCCACAACGCGCUGCUCAACACCUACUGCAAGCUUGGAUCUCUCGCCGACGCCAUCGCCCUUUUCGCCGAGAUCGUGGAGAAGAACGUUGUGUCGUGGACACUGCUCGUCUCGGCAUUUGCCCAGCACGGGCAUUUGGAUCUCGCGAUCGUUUCGCUCCAGCGGAUGCACCACGAAGGGAUCCAGCCCAACCGGAUCACCUUCCUGGCUGUUCUUGACGCUUGCAUCGGCGAGAGGGAGCUCGUUAUCGGUAGAACGAUCCACCGGAGCUUGAUCGACGCUGCGAUGGACAAGGAGGUCUCGGUGGCGACGUGCCUUGUGGACAUGUACACGAAGUGUGGGAGCCUGGACGAAGCUAGAGCGGUGUUUGAUGGCAUGGGCGCCAUCGCCGACGUGAUCACUUGGACUGCGAUGAUCUCGGCCUACGUCAAGAGCGAUCAAGCACGAGAAGCGCUGCGGCUCUUCCGGAUGAUGCAACUGGAUGGAGUGAAGCCCAACUGCGUCACCUGUUUGAUCUGUCUCAACGCCUGCGCCAGCCUCACGGAUCUCCGAGAGGGGCGAUUCAUCCACGAGAAGAUCACGCAGAGUGGAUUCCAGGAGAUCAAUCUCAACGUUGGAAACGCGCUCGUCGACAUGUAUGGCACCUGUGGGAACCUCGCGGUUGCCAAGUCGGUGUUUGAUCAGAUGCUCGAGAAGGACAAGGCGACUUGGAACUCGCUCAUCGGAUCUUUCUCGCAGUUUAGCGAGAGCUCGUCGACGCUGGAGCUCUUCUUCGCCAUGCAGCUCGAGGGUGUCUACCCCGACGCGAUAACUUUCGUGGGAGUUCUCUUCGCUUGCAACUCCGCCGGGAUGCUGGCUGACGGACACCAGUUCUACGUCUCCAUGCUCCUCGACUUUGGCAUCGAGUGUCGGUUCCAGCACUGUGGAUGCAUCCUCGAUCUGCUGGCCAGAGUUGGAUGGCUCGACUUCGCCGAGGAGUACGUGAGGACGAUGCCGUUUUAUCCCGAUGACAAGAAGUGGAUGACGCUGCUCGGCUCGUGUAAGAUCCAUGGCGACAUCCACCGCGCCGAGAGAGCGGCACAAGGAUCGAUAGAGCUCACUCCGGGCGACUCGUCGCCAUACGUUGUCCUGUGCAACGUUUACGUGAGCGAAGAACUUGACGAGAUGGCUGCUGCUGCUGGCUGA
This is a messenger RNA of Selaginella moellendorffii, 1761 nucleotides long. RefSeq names its product pentatricopeptide repeat-containing protein At2g13600. The transcript has a single exon. The coding region runs from base 1 to 1761 and encodes 586 amino acids. Gene Ontology annotation, biological process: RNA modification. The record is from RefSeq and is a predicted model, not a curated record. Gene Ontology annotation, molecular function: RNA binding; protein binding. NCBI's taxonomy places the organism in Eukaryota, Viridiplantae, Streptophyta, Lycopodiopsida, Selaginellales, Selaginellaceae.